Penaeus monodon (black tiger shrimp) is the source of this 4513-nucleotide messenger RNA. RefSeq names its product transcription factor 12-like. Gene Ontology annotation, molecular function: protein dimerization activity; RNA polymerase II cis-regulatory region sequence-specific DNA binding; DNA-binding transcription factor activity, RNA polymerase II-specific. Bases 481 to 2361 code for a protein of 626 amino acids. Gene Ontology annotation, biological process: regulation of transcription by RNA polymerase II. The record is from RefSeq and is a predicted model, not a curated record. The transcript is spliced from 13 exons. Gene Ontology annotation, cellular component: transcription regulator complex. Lineage: Eukaryota; Metazoa; Arthropoda; Malacostraca; Decapoda; Penaeidae.
UACCCGCUCCGACCCGAACGUACGCACGCACGCACUCGCACUCCUCUCUUCGCCGAAAUUCUUGCGAGCGAACGCGGAAAAUUCCGGGUGUAGGCGUGUUAGCAGUGAGCACAAUAGCUGCGAAAGGAAUACAUCGCUGUGGAAAAGCCUGACUUAUUAUCGAGAAAAGUCAUGAUGUUUGUUGACGUAGUGAUGUGGAGCAUGAAGUGCGAGUGGCGGUGAGGAGUGGCAGGGCUGGCUGGUGCUGGGCCGAGUGGAGGCAGCAGCAGCGAGCAGUCUCGUGGCCGCGCUGGGCCUGACCACCGCCUCUUCUUGCGCUCUCCCGCGCCACAUCCACCACAUCUCUUGGAGCCGUGCUAACGUGGAGCUUCCGCCCCGCCCUGCUCUUCUGCGAGCGGUGCCAUGCUCGUCCUUGUGUGUCAUGCGUGAUAGUGCAGUGUGUCAGUGAUACUAUGCAACACAGUAGACAGUAAAUCGAGCAUGAUGCAGCCCAUUGUCAACGGCUACACGGGCGUACAGUCUCCGCUGGACGGUGCUCAUGCGGGCGUGCUUAGUCCUCCUCCACAGUUGUCUCCUCAGCCUGUCAGUCCGAGCACUUCCUCCUCCAUGGCGUGUGGCGUUACGUAUAGCAACGAGAGACACGCAGGAUCCACUCAUGUCACUCACAUGGCCAACGGCGCGCUCAUGACGCGGACGAUGCACAUGGCGCCCACGUCAGUGCAUGUCCGAGGCCACAAUUCCUCGCACGGGCGUCGACAUGCCACCCUGGGCCCGUACCCUUACUCCUUGCGAGGGGGCGCGGAUCACAGCACCAACGGCGCGGCGCUGCUUCACCCUCUUCAUCAGGCGUAUGGCUCGGAUGACUUCAACCAGGAUUCUCCACGGUACACAUCACCAAAGCCAGGAGGGCUCUAUGGGGAAUCAUACUUUAUGGAGAGUGGAGGAAGUGACGUGUGGGGGGCAACAGGCGGUGGCGGCACUGGAGCAGCCGCAGCCGCAGCCGCAGCCGCAGGAGCUGUGGCAAGUUACCCAUACACAGCACCGUCCAUGAUGGGUCCUACCUCGCACCUCACCCAGCCACACUACAUGCCAUCACACCUACAAGAACCUAUGGGUUAUGAUCACAUGGCAUCUGGAUUGCCACCCAUGUCUUCAUUCCGUGGUCCUGGUGCGAGUAGCACAACUGGUGGUGGCUCUGUAGCAACCUCCUCCCCCCUUUAUACACACUCCCCUGUGCCUAACCACACCCAGGCCACAGCAACAGGCAACUCAGCAGAUUCAAUUGGCAAAGCGAUGUCCUCAAUUUACCCUGGAGAGCAGACGCCGAGCAGCUACAGCAGUAAUCCUGGCACCCCAGUAUCAGCAACCUCCCCGCCCCCUCUCACCUCUGGGGCACCUAGUGGGGCCCAACAACAGUGGCCACAGCCCCAUACACCCACCUCACCUCACUAUGAACGUUCCCUUCCCAUGCCACGUAUGCCAGAGGAGAACUUAGAAUCAGCAAUCGACUACCUUCGAGAUCACGGUAUUGAGGGGUCAAGGAUAGAUGAACGACUGGAGGAUGCUGUCAACGUCCUACAGCGCCAUGCAGAAACCUCAGGAGGUGUGCCAGGUGCUGGUUCACACCUAGGCCCCCCAACACAUGGGGGUUCUCUUCCUCCCUACCCAUCAGCCUUGGAUUCACACUUGGGGGGGCCACCUAACUCUACCUUCACAUCCUUGGGAUCACACUCGCAAGAUCUGAAGGCCCUAGGUGUACCAGGCUUAGGUGAUGUGAAGGAGAAAGUGGAGAUAAAAUCAGAGGACCUCACCAGCUCCCAUUUACCCACCACUACAGUAGCAGGUUCUAUGCCUGCAGGAGCCAAAGGUGGCAAACGCUCUCGCAGUCUAUCCCAGUCCAGCUUGCCUCACCCUCUGAAACCACAUGGCCCACCCCUGCUUGGACUUCCGACUUCGGCUCUGCACACGGAGGAUGAGGAAUGUACAGAUCCAGAGACUAAAGCACUGAGGGAGAAGGAACGACGUCAAGCUAAUAAUGCCAGGGAAAGGAUCAGAAUCCGUGACAUAAACGACGCUCUCAAGGAACUGGGGAGGAUGUGCAUGACACAUCUGAAAACUGACAAGCCCCAAACUAAGCUUGGUAUUCUCAACAUGGCCGUAGAUGUUAUAAUGUCGCUCGAACAGCAAGUCAGAGAACGUAAUUUGAACCCUAAGGCAGCUUGUCUGAAGCGACGUGAAGAAGAGAAGUCUGAUGGCUCUAAGUUACCACCACCUCAUCUCCCACACCCUUCCAGCAUGGCUCCUCCCUUCCCAAACCUGCCCGGUGAUCAUCUAAGCCAUGGAGGUGCUGGACCUCACUAGUGACCUGACCACCACUGGCAGCAGCCGUAGUCCUUCCCACCCAAGGCUACAUCAGGGGUUGUGGAGCCCCCCCAGCAAGGGGCUGGUGUGUACAGCUGAGCCACUCCCGAGGCCUGUGCGAGAGAGGCAGUGUGUGGCGUAUCCAUGUGGCAGGGGAUCGUGACAUAGGGCAAUUAUAUGUGUUUAGUGUAUAUUUUUUAAGCAGCCAAGAGAAUGGCAAGGGAUGGGACAGUUUGGAACAGUUGUUAGGACACCAGGGCCCCUCUAACCCCCCCUGCCCAGUGCAGCUCAGUGUGUGGUCUUCUGCGUGCGAUCUUCCACGACAUAUCUCGCAGCCAAUCAUAUCACAAGGCAGCAUAAGCUUGGUCAUGAUGUGACAAUGGUCGUAGCUUCACUUUAUCUUGAAAUGUGCAAAAUGAAGUUCUACCAGUCUUGGUAUGAAUCUGAGCUCCCAAAGAAUAUAUGCAAGGUUGAGCACUGACUCAAAAUUGUUGUUGAGAAUUGGAAAGUGAUUAUAGAGCGACAAGAUGCCUUGAAAUGUGGAGUGAAGCUGAAUAGUGCAGUGUGAAGGACUGAGUUGGCUGAUACUACUGGCCAUGUACUCUGGGCUGGAGGUGAAGACCGAGCAAUGAACCGACUUCACUAGGUUUAGCAUUGUAUACAUAAUUACUAUACAUUGUGUACAGAAUGACUCAUUAUUUUAUUAAACAAACAUUUUUAGCUAGGUGAUCUAUUCUGAGAAAAGAGUAAUGUAAAGAAUGCACAAUGCUUUUAUGAACAGAUGGUUUACAUCGAGGAUAUUGAUUAAGAAGCUAAAGUUAUAUGGUAGCUUCACUGUGUUGAGCAACUCCUCUUUUAAGUGCAUAAUUUUAGUGUAGUUGUUAGUGCUUCCCAUUUUCCUGUGUUCAUCUGCUGACUUUAUCAAUAAUUUUGAUUUUGUACUCAUUAUUUAGAACUGGAUCCCUGUGUCCACCUUUAAGUCAUGAGUGGAAGGAGGCCAUUCAGUCCAUAGUGCCUCAAUAUUGGUCAUUCUGUCAUGGGGAAGUCAGUGGCAAUUAGUGAUGUUGACUUGUUAUUCAGCUAAGGAAACAGCAGCUUGAAAGACGUUUUGUGUAGCUUUGUUGUUAGGCUUAUCAACUGGUAAUUGGAGAAAAUUUAUGUAAGACUGUGUUAAAACAAAAUUGCAGCUGAAUGUCAUUCAUAAAUUUUUUGUAUGACUUGGCAUUGUUCAGAUGUUACUUUGAUCGCAAAAUGGUGGGAUUUCUUGUAAGAUUUCAUUCUAAAACAUUCUAAGAUAAGUGUUAUGUAACUUUUGUUGGUAAUUACAAACCUGGUCAGUGACCAAAUCCCACUCAACUCUGGACUGCACUUUGACAUUUUUGACAUGUGUAAAUAACAGGUGCAUGGUGGUGUUUUGCACAUAUGUUAUUGUAUUAUAUAUAUCCAGUUCUAUUGGAUAAUUUAUAAAUUUUUUGAACACAACCAUGACCCUGAUUUCAAUACACAGGUUGCUGUAGCCCUACUGCAUCUGACUAUCAAAUUCAUUCAAGGCACAGCUAUAUGGAGGGAUCUCAAACCUCCAUUGUGAUUGACAUUUGCUUUAGAUUUUUCAAAUUUUGAUUUUUUUAUAUGAAUCAGUUAAAAAUUCUGAAAUUAUUAUCUUAAAAGUGUUUAAUACUUUAUAGUGUGUUCUCAACUUUGUAGAUAUUAUGAUGUUUUGUUGAGAUGAUAUUCAGUGACAGGAGCAGCCAGCAUUAGAUUCAUGGACUUUUCCUUGUGCAUUUUUCAAGAUUCAUAAUUAAAUAUUUUAUCUGUCAGAAAUAUUCCAUCCAUCCUGGUACGCCUGAGACUCGCAGGGCCACCCUGCUGUUCCUCGUGUUAACGCUCACUCGGUAACUUCUGCCGGCUCACAACCCUACAUCCAUGCUAACUUUAUUUCCUCCCAGCUGAUAAAGAGGAAGGGGAAUGUUGAGUCCGGGCACCAGUCUGGCGUGCCUCAGAGCUUCCAGCUGCUGUGGCACAUGACUCAGCCGGAUGACGUGAUGUGUACAAAUAUUGUAAGACGAGUGCAGUGGGCGCUGUGUCAGCCUAUCCAUGAGGGUACUCAACAUGGACUUCAUCUGUAGAAUAAUAAAUGUGCCAUUUUGCAUUA